Molecule: messenger RNA, 2793 nt
Organism: Frankliniella occidentalis (western flower thrips)
Lineage: Eukaryota; Metazoa; Arthropoda; Insecta; Thysanoptera; Thripidae
Product: proton-coupled folate transporter
Exons: 10
Coding region: 484-1956 (490 amino acids)
Biological process (GO): transmembrane transport
Cellular component (GO): membrane
Molecular function (GO): transmembrane transporter activity
Source: RefSeq, a predicted model, not a curated record
UCUUACUGGUGUGGCCUAGUGCACUUUGCUGCUACACGACCUGUAACUCGAGUACGUCCGCGAGGCCAUACUUCCACGAGGACCAUAGCGCUUAUUUCUUGUCCUCGGUGGAGACAGGGGAAUUCCCUAAGUGUACCUUACUGAAGACAUGCCCGCUGUUAAUAUACCCGCACCCAGUCGUGUCUAAUGUACUGGUGUACUAUCCGUUGAGGUCCUGGACACUUAGUCUGACACGACUAGGCAGCCGAAUAUGACGUCGCAAUAACUGCCGCGCUCGACAAAGCGGCGCGCUAUCGACAAACGUGAGCGAACGAUCGUCAUCAGAGGCCAGCAGCAGGAUACCUGGAUACACGCCAUACACGGAACACGGCAGGCGAGUUACGUAAACGCUUCUGCCGGCGCGGCAUGAGUGUCAAAGUCAAAGGAUAAUCAGAGAGGAGAUCCUCGUGUGAAGUGUAAGUGACAGAGGUAUAGUUCUUCAAAAUGGAUUCAUCUCCUGUAUUAUCAGAAGAUCCCACAGACUACAAUUUCCGUGAUGGACAACCACAAGACCAAUCAAAACCUGUGAUGCGUCGGAAACGUUUCCUUGGAUUAACUGUAGAGCCAGCAAUAUUUCUAGCAAUGAUGGGAUCAAAUAUGUCAGGAAUUCUUUUAACAAAUUUGUUAAUGAUUAAAACUUGUGAAUAUAUGAAGCUACCUAUCAAUUGCACUGAAAUGGAAUCACAGUCAGGGGGCCCUUAUGAAAAGCAGAUACAGCCAUACGUUGCCACCAUAGGAAUGUACAAGUUAAUAUUUGAAACAGUGCCACCAGCUGUCAUGUCAUUUUUCAUAGGCUCAUGGAGUGAUACCUACGGUCGAAAACCACUGAUGUUAGCACCACUAAUCGGAUAUUGUUUCAACUUCCUACUUCUCAUUCUUUUUACUUGGUUCAACCUAGCACCAAUGUAUGUCAUCCUAACAAGUACUCCUCUUGUCAUAUUUGGUAGUUCAAUGAUAUUUUUUACUGGGGCAUUUUGUUAUAUCACUGAUGUGUCUCCGAAAGAAGACUUGUCGUUUAGACUGGCAUUAGCAGAAGGUAUGUUGUACUUGGGUAUUUUAUGUGGGAACACAGCAGCACCGUAUCUAUUUAGCUUGUUUCCAUCUCAUGGAUAUGAAGCAGUAUUUGGCAUAAGCCUUGGGAUGUGUGUGUGUGCCUUUCUGUGCGUCCUGUUCUUCACACCAGAGAGUAUCAAAAAUGUGGAGGCAAGUCUUGGCCAGCGACUGAAGGCUCUAUUUGAUUACAAACAAGUUGCUGAUCUGUUUCGUGUCUGCUUUGGACAUCAUGAAGGUUAUUCUAGACCAAUACGUUUAAUCAUUGUAGCAGUCUCAAUGUUGAGUUUACUGGCAAUGGAAGGAACCUUAUCCACUGCUUUUCUAUUUGCUCGCAACAAAUUUUCAUGGGAUGUGAAACAGUUCUCAAUUUAUGUUGAUGCUGCAUUGUUAAUAAAUAUAGUUGGUGUGCUGUUGGGCACCGUAAUUUUUAGCAAGUGGGCAAAACUUCCUAAUGAACCUCUUUCCUGCUUUGGAUACUUUCUGAAAUGCUGUGGUUAUUUGAUUGGAGGUCUUGGAAAUGCUGGCUGGUAUCUCUACUUAAGCUCGGCUGUUGGUGGUUUUGGUGGAAUGACCAGCCCACUAAAUCGUGCUAUAAUGGCAGACACUAUCCCCAAAAAAGACAUUGGAAAGCUUUUUGCUAUUGUAUCAGCAUUUGUUACAGCUAUACCUAUUGUAGCAGCGCUGUCAUACACAUUUUUAUACAAUAACACAAUGAGCACAUUCCCAGGAGCAGUCUACCUGUUUUCUGCCGCUUUAUCAGCUGUUUCUUGCGUUGCACUUGGUGUGGUGGUUAUCAUGCGCAAAUUCUACAACCCACAUGCAUAUACGCUAGCUGAAGAAAAUGAUAAUCAUGACAAUAUUUAACUAGAAAUGAUAGUGAUUGAGUGAGAGGAGGUUAGAUGUUCCUUACAAACACAAAUAUCAACAUGACUGAAGAGAGUCACCCACGCUCAGAUACUGGGUUUAGGUAAAUUUAGCAAUCUAGAAGAAAUGUACCAUUAUCAUUCAAUUGCAAGAUUUGCUUAUGGAAUGAUAUGUUGUGUGUAAAGCAGUAUUAAGACAGAGUAACUCCAGGAUGAUUGGUUCCUCGUAUGUGAUGUGAUUAACUUAAAGCUGUGAUUAGUUUAACUACUUAGAGAUGUUGCUAAUAUCAUGCUAGAACCCUUGUUACACUUGACUUUGUAAUGUUAUGUACCGUUUCAUAAUCAAUGUGAUUUUUGCUAUUUUUUUAAUAUUUAUGUGAUCAGACCAAAACUUAAUUUUAGACUGUGACAAAAAAAAAGUCACAAUGCACGAUCAUUGAUUUUGAUUUUCCAGUGAAAUAGCAUUGAUGCUAUGUUGUGCUUUACCGUUCUACACUAUAUUUUAUAAAUCAACAGUUUUAUAACUUAAUACUUAAGUCUCUUUUUUUUUAUUGUGAAAAAUAUACAUCAAAAAACAAUUGAAUUGUUUAGAAGAUAUGUCCCUUUCAAAUAUAUUGAAUACAUUGCUCACAUUGCUCUUUAUACAUGAUUAAUAAAAUAAAAUCUGUUCUGUAAAAAAAACUCCCUAAAUAUUGUGCUAAAUAUAUGGCAAAGAAAGAAACCCUUGUGUCAAAACUUUUUGUUUAAAAAUUGAUGAUUGUGCGACACUUUACUAACACACAUGUAAACUCAUAGUCUGUAGAAUUUUUGGACAAAUAUACUGCUGGGAAUUAAAUAA